Sardina pilchardus (European sardine) is the source of this 2557-nucleotide messenger RNA. RefSeq names its product charged multivesicular body protein 2Ba (gene chmp2ba). Bases 128 to 775 code for a protein of 215 amino acids. Gene Ontology annotation, biological process: endosome transport via multivesicular body sorting pathway; protein transport; late endosome to vacuole transport. The record is from RefSeq and is a predicted model, not a curated record. The transcript has 6 exons. Gene Ontology annotation, cellular component: ESCRT III complex; multivesicular body. NCBI's taxonomy places the organism in Eukaryota, Metazoa, Chordata, Actinopteri, Clupeiformes, Clupeidae.
CAUGUGCAGUUGAAAGUCAGUUCUUCAUCGGAAAACUAGCAGAGCGGUCUCUAGAAUAUCGGCAAGUAGUUAGUGGAUAAUCAUAUAGUUUAUCUGUGUAUUAACGCGAAUUGAGAGAAAAGGGACAAUGGCUUCGUUGUUUAAGAAGAAAACAGUUGAUGAUAUCAUUAAGGAACAAGGAAAAGAGCUGAGAGGCACCCAGAGACAAAUCACUCGGGACCGAGCAGCGUUGGAGAAGCAGGAGAAGCAAAUGGAAAUGGAAAUAAAAAAGAUGGCCAAAACAGGAAACAGAGAAGCCUGCAAGAUACUUGCCAAGCAGCUAGUCCAGCUGAGGAAACAGAAGAACCGCACGUACGCUGUGAGCUCGAAGGUCACCUCCAUGUCCACCCAAACCAAAGUGAUGAACUCUCAGAUGAAGAUGGCAGGAGCCAUGUCCACCUCAGCGAAAACCAUGCAGACUGUAAAUAAGAAGAUGGACCCACAGAAUACAUUAAAGACCAUGCUGGACUUCCAGAAGGAGAACUUAAAGAUGGGAAUGACAGAGGACAUGAUCAAGAACACGUUGGAUGAGAUCUUUGAGGAAUCAGGUGAUGAAGAAGAAUCAGAAGAUAUCGUGACGCAAGUUCUGGACCAGAUUGGAAUUGAGAUCUCAGGAAAAAUGUCAAGAGUUCCCGUAGUAGGCAAGUCCCCUCUCCAUUCAUCCAAGACAAAAACGACCUCCACCAUCUCAGAUGAUGAGAUUGAGAGGCAGCUCAAGGCCCUCGGGAUGGACUAACCAUCUCCUGAAACCUUCAGCUGGUGCAUCAUCUGCAAAGUCAUGAGUGUGUCUACUGCCAGCACUGUACCUGAAGUGAAGUGAGCUGGGCAUAGAGAUAGAGAUGAGGAGGUUGGAUGUGGGUGUUAAUGAAACUGAUGAAAAAGCCUGCAGUCUUCAAAGCUGAAACGGAUGAUGUGUACAGUAGACGAGAGGGUUGAGUGGGAUGGGGUUCUCCUGGGUGGAUCUGUUUGCCUGAAAGUGGCUGAUGGAGAGGCUCCGGUAGUUAUAGUCAGCAUACAAUAUGCUGACCACACUCUGCAAAUGAAUAUUGGUCAUUGUUUGGAAAACAUGGUUCUAUGACACCAUGGUUCUAUGGACUGGGGAUGUGAUUUGCAUUCUAAAUGCACAGUUCCUUAUAAUCCCCCCCAAAAAGAAAGAAAUCAUUUUUGUACCUCACUGAAUAUGUUUAGCUAUCUGGUGGUUAUUUUGGGUUGGUACAAUGUCUUUCAUAAUGGCAUACAAGCAUGGGUCACUGUGUGGUGUAGGUCUUUUUACUGGUAGAAUUGACCGUCUAUUUGUACAUUAACAUCUUUAUUUUUUGUCUUUUUAGGUAUCUCACUGUGAGUAUUAAUCUUUGUUGUGCUUGAUAGGGAUUCCUUGAACACUUUAAAUUACAUGAUCGAAAUAGAUUUUUUUUUUAAACGUUUAAUUCCCUCCUGUCAUCAAAAGAAAAGAUCUGCAUGAGAAAAACAAUGAUUGUGUUAACGAAAAUUUUGAGCUGAGACAAAAUUCUGUGACUGAAAAUAGCAGCAGGGUGUGCUGAACAUCUGAUCGUUGUGAAAAUCUGAUUAAUGGUGAUUCUGAGGGUUUUUGAAGUACAUGUACUGUUCACAUGACAAUUAAUAGGUGACAGUUCAAGAGGGCAAUUUUACAUUGGUGUGAAAUGCUGUGAUCCUUGCAUAAGAAAUCAAAGCAUACUUUCUGUUCAGCUCCUCUGAAGACAGAACAUCUUCCUUCAACACCCAGUGUCUAUAGAUAAGUAGUCUGUGAGCCACAAAGUGAAUAGUCUGGUUACACUUUACCUCUCCAGCACUUGUGUGGUAUAGCGUUAACUUUGAAAUCAUUGGUCCAGCCUAACCAAUCACAUUGAUCAGGGAUUACUGCUGAUGCUUCCUUCUUCGCCUUACUUUACAAACUGACAAUAAACAGUAUUGACAGUCAGGAAACAAUGUAUAUGAUCCUACUUUUACUGUACAUAAAUGUAUGCAUUCAGACGACUGCAAUUGUUGAUGUUUGCAGGCGUUGAUACGUUUACCACAGCCACUUUGGAUUUUGAAAUUAAAGCAUCAUCCCCUCUUGUCGCUAAUUGGGCAGGUAAUCUGCGGACAGAUGGAAACGCUAGUGAACUAUGGUAUUCCAGACUAGUAAUCUCCCUGAAAGUAGAGCUACAGUAGGUGGGCGUGGCUAUAAACACUGUUUUUGGGAAGCCACUGAUGAAGUGUUGUGAAUACAUGAGGGAUAAUGAUCAUCAUGGCUAAAAUAAAGUCAUGAAUGGGACUAAUGAGAAUAUUCUUGCAUAGGUGUGACUUGAUCUGUCUUCUCAUCUCCUCUUACUGAAAAAAGCAAUAUACUGUACUGCACUUAUGUUAAUUUCAUGUCUUGUCUUGUAACUUGAUAUCUUUGUAAUUUUAAAUGUUGGAAAUUUGAUAACAUGUUAUGUUCAUAAUGGUUUCAAGAUCUAUUUGUAUAUUAAUGUACAGUUUAUUUGGCUUUAUACCUAAUAAAGCAAUUUGCCUUGCA